This is a messenger RNA of Symbiodinium sp. CCMP2456, 1203 nucleotides long. Lineage: Eukaryota; Dinophyceae; Suessiales; Symbiodiniaceae. The record is from the annotation of a GenBank genome assembly.
AUGGUGGAAUUGGUUCUUCAGCAGGACAUUUCAUCCUCACAGACCACCAUAGCGGCUGUCAGCAUCGGAGAUUCGCAGACAGUCGGAAACCUGAGAGAUUCUACAUCCUUCCAUUUUGCAAAGGCGACGGGCCACUACGGCAAAGUGGAAGUCUUCCAUCGCCUGGGUGGCUGUCGCUUAGACCCGGUCCUCGCCCAUGUCCCAGAAGCCAAGGUCUUGCUCCGAGAGGCAAGCAGCUCCAGGGAACCUGCUCGGGAGGGGGACCCAGGCCCAGGGCAACAAGUCGAAGCUUCUGAUUUGGGGGCCAAAUGCUCCGCAUCAGAGUACAUCAAGAUGCCUUGGACUGCAAUCUCGGGUCUCGGCUCAAGUGCAGCGUGGGGCGUCGAAUCGGCGCUUCUUCGACGGAGCCUCAGACGCUGCCUAGGGCGAGAGGGCCGAGAGCGCUCGGUGGCCGAGAUGCUCGGGUACUUCAUCGCGUAUUGCGGCGCCUUAAACAUGCAGGGCAAUCCGAUAUGGUGGGCCAUGAACCACACGUGGCACCACAGAUUCUCGGACACUCCCUGGGAUCCGCACACUCCGCGGGAGGGGCUCUGGACUGCCCAUGCCGGGUGGUUCUUCGAGAAGGAGCGGGUUCUUGAGAAGAUGCCGAAGGCCAUCGUGGCCUCCCACAACCAUGUGGAGCCCGGCGAGGAGGAUGAAGCCUACCUCCCUUGGUUCUACAAGGAGUCCCCCCAGUUCUACGACUGGCUUCGGCAAACCUAUUACAUACACCAAGUCUCUCAGGUGGCGCUAUUGUAUCUGUUGGGUGGGUGGAGCUUCGUUGUCUGGGGCUUUGUGAUCCGACUCCUCCUGGGCAUUCACGGCGUCUCGGCCGUGAACUCCUUUGCGCAUGUUUGGGGUGAGCAGCCCUUCAAGACCGGUGACGACUCCAAAAACAAUGUCUGGGUGGCAAUGGUGUCCUCAGGCGAAGGCUGGCACAACAAUCACCACGCAUUCCCAAGGUCCGCGAGGCAUGGGCUUUUCCCGGGACAGUUCGAUCUGACCUAUAAUUUGAUCCUCGUGCUGGAGAAGCUCGGAGUGGUUUGGGAUGUGCAGCUUCCCAGCGAUGCGCAAAUCGCCGCAAAGCUGCGCUCUGCGAGCGAAGCGAAGGAUGCAAAGGCGAGCGAAGCGAAGAUGGAUGUCCCUGUUACGAGUGAGGCCUAG